Molecule: messenger RNA, 582 nt
Organism: Clonostachys byssicola
Lineage: Eukaryota; Fungi; Ascomycota; Sordariomycetes; Hypocreales; Bionectriaceae
Source: the annotation of a GenBank genome assembly
AUGUCAGAUGUCUUUGGCCUCUUGGGCACCACAAUCACGAGCUUCGAUAUUAUACUCACGUUACGUCAACGCUAUAUGGAAGCGAAGGAAGUACCCGGUGCAUUUCCAGAGGUGCUACAGCGGAUGGAAAUAGCCAGGCGCACUCUCCAGAAAGUCCAAGACAAAGCUAGUAAUGGUAUCCCUUCCGACGAUGACGGAGUGACCCUUCAACUCGUGCAGGCUUGCAAGGAGAAGACGGACAAGCUGGAGGUCAUUUUCGACAAGGCGGCACCUGUCGAGGGCGCCUCCCCGAUCAAAAAAUAUCGGCGGAUACUCGAGCAUAUGAAGAACAGCGAGAAAGUCGAAGACUUGGCGAAGAGCAUAUUCAGAGAUUUACAAAUCCUCACACAGAGGUGGUCGAUGGAUGCUGUGACACAGAGCGAACUGAAGGAAGCAUUGGAGAAACUUGAGCAGGUGGAACCAUCGAUCAGAGAUUCGGCGAGCACUGUGUAUGGCUCGGGAGUAAUCCUCCAUAACUACAGCACUGUACGUCCGGUACCGGACAUACCAUCACCUUUGGCAAGCACGGUUGACAUUAUUUAG